AUUCCUCGAGUUGAAUAAUGUGGCCGAUCGGUCGAUUCUAAAUAAGCCCUAGGCGCUGAAUUCUCCAACAUGAAGUUGACCGCAGGGUUUAGGGAACCAUUUUUGGUAGCUUGGUGGCUAAGAUAGCUGAGAAUAGCUAGUAUUAACUGCAACAGGGAAGCGAAACGUGAUCAGGAGAGCCUCGCGUGCGUGUGGAUUUGUGUGAAUGGUUAAUAAUUUCUGAGUGCUCCCACAGUGGAGGUUGGUUUCUUCUUGGAACAUCUGAAGGAGAAUGAGCAUCAGUGUUAGGGGACGCCAGAAUGCAGGGAAUAAAUGUGUGAGACGGAUUUCACUUGGGUUUUAGAGUCUUGUUGGUGUUCAGUUCUCUCUGACGACAAUAUACCCCUUCAAGUUAAGUCAGUGUGUAUACUUUUUGGAGCUAAUAUAUUCUAUCGCUCCCUCUAGGAGAAGAGAGGCAAUGUAGCUGGAUGAUGACUGUUCGGGGGAAACGCCAUUAUUUUGUCAAAACCUCAACAGAAAAGAUCAUAAUUUCACCGUCAGAUCCGUUAUCCUCGCACCACUGCCUUUGGAAUCAAGCUAAUCUAAGUUAGGUGGGUGGUGGGAAAUGUUCAUUGAAGCUUACCAAAGAACAGCGGUUUCCAACUCAAACCUUGAAGUCAGCCCAAAGAGAUAAUGUGGCUUGCAGUAAACGGCGUACAGGAUAUUGUUUGUUCAAGUUCAUUACACAACACUGGAUAUUGAAUAUUGUUUAAGUUGUCAUUAUUCAGUUUCGGUUUUGUGCAUUUACACCAAACUUCGUAAUGGAGGAUUUGUGUAGACAGCGCAUUUUGGAGGAUCUAGCACUGCUGGAAAAAUCCACUAGUUUGUGUUGAUUUCAACUGUAUUUAUCUUGCUUUUAGAUAUACCACCUACAGAUACUGAGAAAGUCAAAAAAUGUAUGGUAUCAAGAAGCCGAAGGUGUCUGCCUCACGCACACGUACAAAGUCAACGGAAAGAAGGUUGACGAAGCGAAAACCAACAAAGCCAGUAGUCCCACCACACAGUUCAAAGCCAAAAAGAAGAAGACAGACCCGUCUCCCUGAUGACCUAUGGAAUACUAAUGGCGUCCCAGUGACUUUGUGCAUGCAGUUGAGGCUUCGAAUCACAAUAUUUGGAGAAUAUUAUGCAGCAUUGUGCUGGAAUGAACGCGCAAGCACUGAAAUCUCCGAGGUGAUAGACAAGAAACAGUAG
Molecule: messenger RNA, 1230 nt
Organism: Trichobilharzia szidati
Lineage: Eukaryota; Metazoa; Platyhelminthes; Trematoda; Strigeidida; Schistosomatidae
Source: the annotation of a GenBank genome assembly